AUGGUGCUCAGAGAGCUUUUCUCCCCGAAGCCGGACGCUUUGGACGAUUUCGAAGAUCCAAAGGCGCUCGAAAAGGAUGAUUGUUUGUCCUGCAGAGUUCUAGGCUCGACUGCGCUGGUGUCCUUGGGUGGCUACACAUAUUACUCCGGGAUGCAACAACUCAGACAACAGCGGAAGGCCAUCGAGCUCAGCAAAUCAAAGUACAAAUAUGGUUCUCGGCAACUGGGAAUUGUUUCUCUGUCGGCGACUCUGUUCGGUCUGGGAAUCUACAGGAUGUUCAACUGA
Molecule: messenger RNA, 285 nt
Organism: Capronia coronata CBS 617.96
Lineage: Eukaryota; Fungi; Ascomycota; Eurotiomycetes; Chaetothyriales; Herpotrichiellaceae
Exons: 2
Coding region: 1-285 (94 amino acids)
Source: RefSeq, a predicted model, not a curated record